This is a messenger RNA of Arctia plantaginis, 474 nucleotides long. Lineage: Eukaryota; Metazoa; Arthropoda; Insecta; Lepidoptera; Erebidae. The record is from the annotation of a GenBank genome assembly.
AUGCGAAAAGGGGCCGAAGCCCUCACCUGGCCCCCACUACCCCUUGGAGCUGGAGCUAGCCAAUUAGCUACUAGACCUUUAAAUCAAGAUAAUUAUCAACUGCGAAACAAAACUCAACAAGCUUCUAACGGCCAGAACACACGAUCUGAGAAAGACUUGAUAAAUGAGAUCACGAAAUUAAUUAACAAAUUCGCACUUUCCACUAAUAUAGAGCCAGAUUCGUACCUAUCUAAAAACGAAAUACAGAAAGAUCCAUCAAUCGCGAUAUACUUCAAAGGGCCGUACUCGUGUUUAAUUGUUAUAUUAGGUGAUAAACAGUGGCAUUACGUUCCACAAACACCACCAUUUCCAGCUUGGUUCUAUGAAAGUCACAACACAUUCGAAGCUCCUUUAAAAAUACCGGAACAUACCAGAUAUGCGUUUUUACAAGUACUUCUGCGACUUUUGAAGUUAAUUUUAUCUCAUCCACUUUAA